UUUCCGUCGCCGUCUCUGUUGAUAACGCUCCAUUCGUGAACUGAUAACUGAUAAUGCAAGGAGCACUUGUUAGUUGUUAGGCGUAGUGAAAAUGUGUCUCAUUACUUAAAACUUUUAUCUAUGCAUAACUCAUUAAAUUUCGCGCUACAGUCAAUCUCAAUGUACGCCUGUUCGAGCCUGUAAACCUCAAAUUCGAUCAAUUAUCUCUUGCCCUAUACAUAACAUCACACCUGAGUCAUGGUAGAGUUAACCGUUGUAUAGGUUUUUUCUACGCGCUAUUACUUCGUUGAACGCAACCAUCGUCUGUUUUUCAUUCUAAAAACAAAAACCUCAUAUCCGAAAUACCGACAGUAUGGCCGUGUUUAAGCCUGGUUCGUCCACCGAACCCACUUCUGAAAUCGAACUGACACUGUCAUGCAGAAAUUUAUUGGACUGUGAUGUGUUUUCAAAAUCUGAUCCAAUGUGUGUUGUAUACAUGAAAACGCCAGAAACUACUAAAUGGAUUGAAAUUUGUCGUACUGAAUGUAUUAAUAAUUCUCUAAAUCCUAAUUUUGUUACAAAAGUACAUGUGUUAUAUCGUUUUGAAGUUCAGCAGUUGAUAAAAUUUGAAGUAUAUGAUGUAGAUUCAAACCUGCAUGAUUUGAAAUCUCAAGAUUUUUUGGGAUCAUGUGAAACUACUCUUGGACAUAUUGUUUCUUCUGUAACACUUACUUUACCUCUAAAAGGAGCAAAAACGAAUAACAAAGGUCAAGUGAUCGUAAAGGCAGAAGAACUCCCAGCAUGUCAUGAUGAAGUCACUUUACAUUUUAAUGGAAAAGAUUUAGUGCGAAGUGAUUGGAUUUCAAAAUUUUUUUCUUGGUUUGCAAAAGCUUAUCCAUUUUUAGAAUUAUAUAAAGUUGGCGAGGAUGGACAAUAUCAAUUAGUGUUUAGAACUGAAGUUGUUAAUUGGACAAACAAUCCUACUUGGAAACCAAUAACUUUACCGGUUCGUUCUUUAUGUGGUACUGAUUUUGAUAGAGAUAUUAAAGUAGUAUGUUAUCAUUUCAAAUACAAUGGAAAUCAUUCGUUAAUAGGAGAAUUUCAUGUUACAAUGAAUCAAUUAAAAAAAGGCCCAGGUCCAGAAAAUGAUCAUAAAUGUGUCAAACCUAAGUCAUCUAAAAUUUGUGGAAGCAUACGUCUGAAUCAUUUUGAGUUGAAGAAAACAUUCACUUUCCUUGAUUACAUAAUGAAUGGUACACAGAUAAAUUGUACAGUUGCUAUAGAUUUCACAGCAUCUAAUGGAGAUCCAAAAGAUCACAAUUCAUUACAUUAUCUUAGUAAUAGACCCAAUCAAUAUGAACAAGCAUUAGUAGCUGUGGGGGAUAUUAUUCAAGACUAUGAUAGUGAUAAAGUGUUUCCAGCUUUGGGUUUUGGUGCUCGCAUUCCACCACACGGAGAAGUGUCUCAUGAGUUUUUCUUGAAUUUACAGGCCAGUGAUCCAUACUGUGCUGGAAUUGAAGGUGUGAUCAAUGCAUACCAUCAUUGCAUUAGGAGCGUUCAGUUAUUUGGUCCAACAAAUUUUAGUCCUGUAAUCAACCAUGUUGCAAAGUUUGCCCAGGCAUAUCAAGAUGGAUCACAGUAUUUUAUUCUGCUAAUCAUUACUGAUGGUGUUAUAACAGAUAUGUUCCAUACUAAGCAGGCCAUAAUCAAUGCAUCGUCUUUGCCUAUGUCAAUUAUCAUAGUGGGGGUAGGUAAUGCAGAUUUUGAUGCGAUGGAGGAACUGGAUGCUGAUACAGUCCCAUUAGAAGUCAAUGGCGUACGUGCAACUAGAGACAUUACACAAUUUGUAUCGUUUAAAGAUUUCCAGUCAUGUGAUAAUCCAACUUUAGCUAAAGCAAAUUUAGCCCGAGAAGUGCUUGCUGAAAUACCAAAUCAGAUUGUAGGCUACAUGAAGUCUAAAAACAUUAUUCCAAAGAAUAUAAAAAAAUAAAGUAUUAAAUAUUUAUCAUAGAUAAACACGGGUCUUUAAAUUGUGUGCCACAAUAAAUUAUAUUUAUUCUAUUUCAAUUUUAAAUUAAUCGUGACAAUUAUGCAUUUGUUUUAUACUCAACUAAUUAAUAAUUUAGUCUUUUUACUCUUGUGCUAUUUGCUUACAAAAUAUUAAAUCUUAAUUAAUAUUUUUAAUAAGUCUGAAAACAAAAUACUUUUGAUUCUGUAUGUAUUUAUUCCAAGGAAAUAUUUAUAAUUGUAUUGUAUUAUUGCCAUAUAGUUAUUUAGAUAUUUUAUUACUUUUCUCAUUUUUUGUUUUUUGUUGUUGUUUUUUUUUUUAUUUUUGUUAUUCAAUUAUUGUAUUAAUUUAUUUAUUUAAUGUUCUUAUGCCGAUUGCAUAAAAAAUUGAUACAUUUCAUGGUUUUUUUAAAAGGACUAAUAAAUAAUAUUUAAAGGAUCUAUUACCACUAUACAUUAAUUAAUUAAAUGAUUAAUGAUUGUUUAUGUUAAUUAGUGUUAGGUAUUAUAUUAUAUUAAUUUUGUAUUUAAAAGAAAUUUUUUUUUUUAAUAAUAAAAUAUUAGCAAUCUAUGUACAAUUUAACUACAACCAAAAAUAAUUUUCAUGUUUAACAAUUUAAACAACAUUUGAUAUUAAAUUUAACUUAAAGUCUUAAAUAAGUACUGGAUAAUAUCUUUUAUUGUGGAUACUUUGGUUGUGUUACAUUUAAAAAUGUCAAGUAUUAGUUCUUGUGAUAAAUGGUUUUUCAAAAAUUGUAUAAAAAAUAAUUAAGUUACGUAUAACAUAAGAUUGAAAUGUUAAACUCAUAUAUUUAAUAUUAUAAGAAAAAAAUUUAACACAGAAUAAGUAUUUCAUUUUAAUGUAUUAGCCUAAAUUUCUAUCAGUUUAAACAAUAUGGAUUUAUCCAUCUUAAGCUAUAUUAAAAAUACUUAAGAUACUGGAAUUUGUGGAAAAGUUCAGGAAAUACUAUUUUUUUUUUUAACUUCGGGAUAUUUAUGAAUUAAAUUCUCACCUUUAUUAAAAAUAAUAAUCUUAAAAAAUAAACUAUGUUUGAUAUGGUUUAUUUAUAUAAAGCUAAUUUAAAUAUUAAAAAUAAAAUUACUUUUCAAAAAUGUUGUUGUAUUAUGUCUUAUUGACUUUGAAUUAUGUAAAAAAUAACUUCAAAAGUGUUAAUAAAUUUUAAAUUACUUUAAAAUUCUAGUAUACAAUAAUGCAAUUUAAUAAAAACUUCCCAUAAGAGUAUUUUGUAUGACCUAUUGUAAUUUUGUAUAAUAAUUUACUAUUUAAUCACGCUUUGUAAAAGUAAUCAAAUUUGUCAUACUUAUUAUAAUUCUUGGUUUAAAUAUUUAUUAUAUUCAUGGGACCAUUAAUAAUAAAUAUAAUCACAUUUUCAAUUUAUGAAAUACACAUAAAUAUAAGAUAAUGAUUUACAUUAUAAAUGUUUUCUCUUUUAAAACCCAUACUAUUUGGAUUGCUAAAACUAAUUGAAUCAAAGGUUGGUUAAAAAAUAUUUUUUUAUGAUACAAAUUUUUGAGCCUAAUCAAUGUACUAUUGUUAAUUUUAAUAAUUAUUACCUAUUUUUUUUUUGCUGUAUAUUAUUAAAUCUAUUGUAUCCACUGAUGAAUGCUAAUAAAGAAAACAUUAAAAAAUA
This is a messenger RNA of Rhopalosiphum padi (bird cherry-oat aphid), 3638 nucleotides long. RefSeq names its product copine-5-like. The record is from RefSeq and is a predicted model, not a curated record. Gene Ontology annotation, molecular function: calcium-dependent phospholipid binding. Gene Ontology annotation, cellular component: plasma membrane. The transcript has 10 exons. The coding region runs from base 353 to 1969 and encodes 538 amino acids. Gene Ontology annotation, biological process: cellular response to calcium ion. Lineage: Eukaryota; Metazoa; Arthropoda; Insecta; Hemiptera; Aphididae.